Molecule: messenger RNA, 3697 nt
Organism: Nomia melanderi (Alkali bee)
Lineage: Eukaryota; Metazoa; Arthropoda; Insecta; Hymenoptera; Halictidae
Gene: ICA69
Product: islet cell autoantigen 1-like protein
Biological process (GO): regulation of transport
Cellular component (GO): Golgi apparatus
Molecular function (GO): protein domain specific binding
Source: RefSeq, a predicted model, not a curated record
AGGAGACUACAAAAUUCUCAAAAGUGUAUUUUCUAGCCGUGAAUUCAAAAAUAUCCCUACUAUAGAAAAUUAUGAAAUAAAAUAGUGUUACGAAAUAAAUUUAUUUCGUCAAUUUAGAAAAAAUUCGUUGUCUUUUCAUUGCGAGUGGGGAAAGCAGUGUUAUUUAGUAUCGAAAUUCUAUUAUGCAUUUCUAACACGCAAACCUAGGAAAAAUUAACUGCACCUUUCCGCUACAGUUUAUUUUAAAAAUAUUACAUUGUGGUUCAUGAAACUUAAUUCUCUUAAUGUACUAUUUUUUUUUACUUGUAAAAAUCAUUAUAAUACAUUACAAAUGUUUUGAUGAUAAAAUGGAAGUAAUAGCAUUUUGAAAACCAACUUUAUAAAGUAUUAAAGUGGAUACGCAACAUAUAUAAAUUGUAUCGAGUCCCGUUGUGUUCGUUUUUUGACGUCGCUUGCAUUGGAAUCACUCCUUAACAGGCUUUUCGUGUAAUGACAAAUUUUACUAAGAGUAAACUAUAUACAAAUCAUUACCUCGAUCUGUCAGGUUGACAGCGAAAGUAUGUGCUCGUAUAAUUCUCAAUAUUAGAAUCGAUAUUAUUACUUUUAACUAAUUUUAAAGUGGUAAUUAUGUGUGUUAAAGAAAUAUGAUACUUGUAUGUCAUUUAUUUCAUCGCAAAUCCUGUUUAGAGGUUCUUCAAGUUUCUUCUAGCUAUAACCAUUAACCAUAAACUUAUAUUUUAACCCAGUGUCUUCCAUCAUGACUUCAUACAACAGAAAUGGACCAGGUAUAUCAGGAAAUUCUUUCAAUUGCUGGGUACAAAGGACCAAUAUGCAUGAUGAUUCUGCCAUCACAAAAAUGCAACAUCAGUUCUGGGUAACAAAACAAACUCUAUCACGAAAACUAGGAAAAAAAGAAGAUGAAUGUAUAGUGGCAUCUGAUGCAGGAUUAGAUGCCAAAUUAGAAUUGUUCCGCAGUAUACAAGAGUCGUGUACUUACUUGCAAAGAGUCCUUGACAAAUAUCAAGAAAGAUUAUGCAAUCUUGCGCAGGAAGAAAAUGCAAUGGGCAGGUUCCUCAAAGAUGCUGGUAAACAGGAUAAAACUAGAGCUGGCAAAAUGAUGUUAGCUGUUGGAAAAUCAUUAUCUUAUUCCAGCCAACAGAGACUCGCGUUAAGAGCUCCAUUAGGUCGAUUGUAUCAAGAAGUAGAAACUUUUAGACAAAAAGCUAUAGAAGACACAUUACAAAAUGUUCAGGCAAUGGAAAAAGCUCGUAUAGAAUAUAGAGCAGCUUUAUUAUGGAUGAAAAAUGUUUCUCAAGAAUUAGAUCCUGAUACAUCAAAACAAUUGGAGAAAUUUCGAAAAGUACAAACACGUGUCAGAUUGGGCAAAGUGGCAUUUGAUAACUUAGCCUUAGAUUGUCUUCAGAAAGUAGAUCUUCUAGCAGCUGCAAGAUGUAAUAUGUUCAGUCAUGCUUUAGUUUUAUACCAAAGCACGCUUUUAAAUUUCACUAAAAAAUCAGCACAAGCAUACUCAACGAUUGCAGCUAGUUUCAAAGGUUAUCAACAAUAUGAUUUCACAGUUGUAAGAGAACUUGCUGAAACAUCUACCAAAUUGGCUCAAGAAACUGGUGGAGACGAAGAUCCUGAUGAUAAAGAAAAACUACCAUUUUUUGACAUCGAUUAUCAUGACAGUGUAGAUGAAGCUGAAGAAGUGAAACCAGCGAUAGACAAUGUAAUCGACACCGAUAAACAUGAUGAAAAAUUAUUAGACAUUGAAUGUGACACAAAAGAUAUAUUGGAAUUUGAUGGAUUAGAUAUGAAUUCUAGUUCUACAAAAAAUGAAAUUCUUCAGUUGGAUUCUAAUACAAAGCAUAAAGAGGAUCUCCAUCAACUUUUUGACAACUUAAUUUUAGAUAACAAUGUAUCUUGUAAAAAUGAACAAUCAGUUAUUAGUAAAGAAGAAGAAAAUCUAUCUAAACUACAAAAAAGUGUAGAACAAAAUCUAGAACUGAAUAUAUUUGACAAAUCGGAUACGAAUUUCACUCUGAGUGAUUUAUCUUCUUUAGAAUUACAAGAUGCAGGAGAACAAUCACUACAGUCCCUUACAUCAGAAAAUUUGGCUCUUUUAAAUGAAAUAUUAGGUGAUAAACAAGAUAUUACUAACGAAUGGGAAACAAUAGCUACUGAUACUUUUUUACCACCGAAUAUUCUGAAACAAAGUUUAGGUGAUGCAGCACUUGGCAUAGGGCAAAAAGGCAUGCCUACUAUGAGUAUGGACGACAAAAAGAAAAACAAAACUGGAAAACAAAAAGGAAAUUCCUGGUUGGAUUUGUUCGCUGAAUUAGAUCCAUUAGCUAACAACCCGAUGGAAAAUCUUUCCACUGACAGCAACGCAUCUGCUUAAUUUUUUAAGAAAACACUUGCAUCGUAUUACCGUGAUACAUAAAAAAUUGCAGUUCACAGCAACAAUCGGAAGAGACGAUUUUAUUUUUAUCAAACAAGAUAAUACUAGGAGCAUUAUACCACUCUAUACAUUUAUAUUAAUAUUUCGUACUUAUUAUUUGAAACUUAACAUUCCUGAUGUGUUACAUUUAAUAAUAGUAAGAAAAAGAUUAAUGGUAAGAAUCAAAAGUAUUUGAAUUUCGUAAGUAUCUUUCAAGAUCUAUACCAAAGAUGUAAAAUCUGAUAGUUUAUAAAAGUGUGCUAAUCAAAUACUUCUUUUAAAUACAUUACAAAUAUCGUUUCAUGAUAAGAAAUAGAGUUAUCAACUUUCCUACUUACAUUUAUAAUAAAAUAUGGUCGUUGGAGUUAAAAGUAUAUAUAUCAUACAAAUAUUUGUAAUUUGCAAUUACUUCACGGUUCGAAUUCUUUGUUGUACAAUCAUUUUUAAUAUCAUUGUCGUUAUGGGAUGGUUUGUAUUUAGAAAAUUGUGAAGUAAUUAAUUAUGCGCUACAUACAUUUUCGUUCUUUUUAAAUAUGCAGAAACAUUCAAUAUCGCUUUCUCGUUUAAAUUAAAAAUACAUACAUUAUAAACAAAUUACAUCGUCGGAGGAUUAUCGUUUUUGUAUUUUUUUUCUAUAUAAAUAUAAAAUGCUUAUGCAUUAACAAAGUAUAGGAUCACAGAGUUAACACCAAAAUAUAAUUGUAUUUCAAGUAUAAAAGAACUCUAAAUCAAAACCUAAUUUGCAUCGGUAACAUAUUUUGCAGUUUAGGCAUCAUAGAAUUGUGCCAUGCAAGUUCUGACCCUGAAACGAAAACAAUCAGAAAUCGUUAAAAGAGUAAAUAUUUUCGUACAAAUAUAUUGCUCUACCGAAACCUCAUCAAACAAUCAAUCACGUAACACAAAUAAAUAAAAUGAUUUGAAGCGUUUUCGAAUAAAAAAGAGAGAAGUUUUAACAUUAAAUGAUUGUUAGUCAUACUUAUCAAAUAACUGAAGUUCCUUGCUAUGCCGCAAUUGUUGUAAAAUACGAUAAAAGCCUAAUUCUCUUAAACGUGCUUGCCGCUGCGCAGCUCCAGGUUCCUCCUUCCAGACUAGGUUGCACACACAAAGCACAGCCGCAACUUGCAGCUUUAUAUUGUUAUGCAUCUAAACAUCAAUAUCAGAAUAACUAUAAAUUAUUACUGUGAUUUCAACGAUCUGUUACUUAAAUAUAAUUCCUUAUGUUACACAAAACCCAGGAAUCUCAAACAUGUUAUAUUU